CGCCGCUUCUCGUUAAGGUUGCCCCUCCACCCCACCAAGUGGCGGCAUCAAACAGUCAUUCAAUAAAAGUCAAGGCUCAAGCGUGUAAAAGAAUCAUUCAACCCAGCAGCAACGGCGAUAUAACUUCACCUUCAACGCGCCUCACCCCACCUCCGCCACAAAACUUCUGUAAUUCUGCCUGAAGUAACAGCAAAAACGGCAAUAGCAGCCAUGGACCCAGAAUCUCCUACACUCGCCCCAGCAACGACCCUGCGCGAUAUCUUUCCUCUCGUCAAGAAGUCACACAUCCUGAACUGUUCAUAUCCCAAAUGGCACGCCACUUACCGCUCUCUGACACCAAAGACACGGAUUAUUCCGCUGACGCCCGAGUUUCUCGCCUACCUCCGCGCCGACGGAAUCGUCCUUCCCGCCGACGAGGAGCAAAUUACAACGCUCGACUCCGAUUCAGAAGACGAGGACUCUUCCGGGGAUGGCGAGAGCUGCCCCACUCUCAAGUUCCCCGAGCUACACCAGAAAAUCAAAGCCACGAUCGCGGAGCUGGGCGGGCGUGUAUCUCCGAAGCUGAACUGGUCCUCGCCUAAAGACGCCACAUUCAUGACGGCGAAUAACACGGCGGAGUGUCGGAUGCCCGGCGAAAUCUACCUCUUGUUCAAAUCGAGCGACUACAUCACUCACGACCUCGAGCACGCAUUCGACGACUGUGUCGACGGCCCGAACUCCAAGGAGCAAAUAACCACCGCGGAUAUCCCGUACUCGCUCGUCCUACGCAAAUGGUUCCAGCUAAACCCGAGUAUGGAGUUCCGAUGCUUCGUGCGCGGCCGACGGCUGCUUGCCGUGACACAGCGGGAGCUGAACCACUUUGAGUUCCUGGAGCCGAUGAAGCGCGAGCUGCUGUCGUGCAUUCGGGAGUUCUUCAAUGAAAACUUGAAGCACACCUUCCCCGACGACAGUUUUGUGUUCGACGUCUACAUUCCCCUCACCGAUCAGGAGGAGAGACGGAGAACGUGGCUCAUCGAUAUCAACCCCUUCGCGCCGCGGACGGACCCGAUCUUGUUUUCGUGGGUGGAGCUGCUGCAGUUGCCAUAUGGCGAUGUGACGGACGGGAAUGAGCUCAGACCGGUUGAGUUGAGGCUGGUAAAUAAGGAUGAUCCCGAGGCAUAUUCGUUUGCAUCGCCGCAGCAUUCGGCGAGUAAGCUGCCACAGGAGGUGGUGCAGGCAGGAUUGCAGGGUGAUGAGGCCAUAUGGGAGUUUGCGGCGAAGUGGAGGGACAUUAUGGGGAAGAUGGAAGAUGAAGCUGAACUUUAAAAAUCUGGAAGCGCAGCAUAGAUGGCGGUAGCACAUGCUUUUGUCGAUUGCUCUUUGCUGGUUCAAAGUCUGUAGGAAGACGAUGCGGUGUAACUUAGAAUUGAUGUCUCUUGCAAAUAUGGCUUUGAUA
Tricharina praecox is the source of this 1435-nucleotide messenger RNA. Its product is annotated as cell cycle control protein Cdc123. The record is from RefSeq and is a predicted model, not a curated record. Lineage: Eukaryota; Fungi; Ascomycota; Pezizomycetes; Pezizales; Pyronemataceae. The transcript has a single exon. The coding region runs from base 211 to 1305 and encodes 364 amino acids. Gene Ontology annotation, cellular component: cytoplasm.